UAAUAUUUAAAUCAAAUAACCCAAUCAAACAGGACUUUCACUUCCCAUCAUGCUCAGCAAAGGGGCUGAAUUGGGAGAGUAAAUGUUGAAAUAAAGUGUUUUUGCAUGCAUUUCUUAAUGUUCAAUAAGGUUGAACCACUGUAGUUACAUGCACUGUUUAAAAUAUAACUUUAGUAUCUUUCUGGGCAUUGAAAGUGUUAAUUAUCUUACUUGCAAUGGAGGCCUCACUGAGCCAUCGGAUUUUAUCAAAAAUAUCUUAAUUUGUGGAUGCAAAUCUACUGACAUGCAUAUCCAGGCAAAAAGCCAACAGCUCAAUUCAAAGAACAACACAUUACCAACUGUAGUCGUCUCUGGAGUGACAGCUGAAAUGGCCAAAUGAAGUCUCAAGACAUCUGAAAAUUAUAAUUAUAAAAAAAAAUUAAUUAACAAAUGACAAAAGGCACAAUGAAAUAAUAGUCAACUGACCUAAAAAAAGAAAAGAAGAAGACCAAACAUUUUCAAAUGCUUUAACAAACAUGUAACGCAAACAGCAUAAUUACAUAUGCAGCUUUCUCUCAUUCUGUGUCAGCAUACAGAAGUGAAGUGUAGCAGUCAAUGUGAAGCAACAAAAGCAAAAACACUAUUUAAGUAUAGUAUAUAAAUAUACCAUAUAACACUAUAUAAACUAGUUUAUACUUACACAGCAUAACAAAGAUGAUAGUCCGUGCUCUUAUAAAACCUGUGAUGAAAUAUGAUUUUUUAUUUAUUUAUUUAUUUAUUUUUUAUAUAAAAUCAAUGUAUUGGAUUAUACUGAAUUUUUAAGUUUGAGAAAACUAGAUUCACAUAUUCUGUGUUCAUGUUCAUAAAGGAUUUUUGGGUAGCAUGAAGUAGUCUUAAUCAUGACAAGAAAAAUCACCUUUAUGAAGAGGAAGCCAUUGACAAUGAUCAAGUUUCAUUUAAAGUUCAGAGGAAAAGCAAACACAAAUGAACUUUGGCACUGAUGCAUGACUUCUGUUUGUUUGUUUUAAACACAUGGAAAAUUCCACUGAAUUUAUGAAUUUACAUGUUGAAAGAAUUAUAUGUGAGGAUAGUUUUAAACAUUUAUAGUUUUAAAAGAAUAAAAAGUUGCUAUUGUAGUAAAAGUUGAAAUUCGCUCCUCAUUUGCAUAAAGUUGAGGUUUCUGAACUAGUAUGAGUUCAUGGGUGGGAAGUCACGGGUUUGACUGCUGUUCCAGUGCACUUUCACAGGUAGAAGGUUGGAAAAACAUGGGUUACGGGCUGCCUGGAACGCGGCAUUACACUCUUUACACUUACAAUAGCUUUUAAAAUCUAAAUCUAUGUUGUUUUGUGUCUGAAAUGCAAUCAAUUUCUUUCUUUCUUUCUUUCUUUCUUUCUUUCUUUCUUUCUUUCUUUCUUUCUUUCUUUCUUUCUUUCUUUCAUAAUGACUGGAAGAGGCCGUAGAUCUUAAUGAUUGUACAGAAUAAUACUUGGUAUCGUAAAGGCCCAAAAAAGAUCUCCUGUUUGGAUGUCUGAUGUCUAAAGAAACACGUGUAAAUCUUCUUUGAAUCGAUGUGUGUUGUGAAAAGGGCCUUACAAAUAAAUGGUGUUGAAGUGGCAUUUACAUUAUGAAUUGUCAUUUUGUGAAUAUGGAAGAGUGUUUUAUGUCAGUGAAGUUACAAAAACAUUUGCAUAGAAACGGGAAGUUACUAUAACCAUAAUAUAAGUUACUCAGUAACCUGUAUAACAUGUUCUGUCUCCAAAAUCUCCAAACAGUUGCUCUUUGUGUAUUAGCGAAGAAAGCUAUGACAAGGUGUCGUCUGUGAAGUUUGGUGUGGUGGUGAAGGUCAGAAUGGCUCUUGUUCUUCUUCUCAUCUUUCUGCUCAUGAAUUCUGGAGUUUUUGGACAAAACUGGAAUGUGAAUUAUAAAGAUAAUUCAAUAUGUGCUCUCAAAGGAUCCACAGUAAACAUGUCAUGCACAUACAGAUACCCUCAGCAGUAUCAACUGACAGAAACCUUUUGGAUCAAGAAACCAGAUGUAGACAUCAAAAGUUUAAAAGAAUAUCAGGAGUAUAAAGACAGGGUUGAAUACAUUGAAAACAGACAAAACAAAACUGCUGUUCUCAGACUGCACAACGUCACCGAAGAUGAUGAGAAAGAGUAUCGUUUCAGAUUAAUAACUGCAACUGCAGGACAAAAAUGGAUUGGUGAUCCAGGAAUUCAACUUAAAGUUUCUGCCCUUCAGGUUCAGGCUCCACAGCAGGUGCUGGAGAAAGAAACGGUCAAUCUGACAUGUAGAACUACCUGCGAUCUGACAGACAGAUUCAUCUGGUACAAAAAUGGACAGGCUUUAAACUUCCACAGCGACAUCCUGCAGCUUCAGUCAGUCCGCAGUGAUUCUGGCAGUUACAGCUGUGCCGUCAGAGGACAAGAACAUCUGCCCUCUCCUGCUGUCAGCCUCAGCGUCAUGUAUUCCCCCCGAAAUACAUCAGUGUCCAUCAUCAGUCCGUCUGGUGAAAUAGUGUCAGGAGAUUCAGUGACUCUGAACUGCAGCAGUGAUUCAAACCCUCCUGCAGAAAUCAGCUGGUUUAAGGAGAAUGAAACCUCAGCUGUUGGAUCUGGACAGAGUUUCAGCAUCUCCAGCUUUAACUCCAGUUUCAGUGGACGCUUCUACUGUGAGGCUCAGAAUAAAUAUGGAUCUCAGAGAUCAGCGUCUGUUUCUCUCACUGUUAAAGGUGUUUGGAAUAUCCUGUAUGUCAUUAUUGUUUGUGCCACUAUUGCAAUUAUAGCUGUUUUUGGGCUCUUGUUUCUCAUCAUUUUGUGCAUAAGGAAUAAGAGAAGAAAUAAUGACUCUAAAGACUCUGAGCAAAAAAAGGAAUCUACAGGAAAGAGCUCUGAAUCCGGAGAUGGUAAAGAUGCUUCUAUUCAAGACUGCAGAGAUAAAGACACAAAGGAACCUGAAGAGGAUGAGAUUCAGUAUGCCAGCAUUACAAUUCAAAAUCCUGCUACUGAAGACAAAUCUACAAGCCAAGAGAAGGAUUUGUCUGUGAUUUACAGCAGCGUCAUGAUCCAGACUUAAUUUUAUUUAUUUUUUUUAAAUUCUGGGAUUGCAUCUAAAAAUAUAAACCAGACUAUAAUAAGUUUUUUUCUCCCUGGCUUUAGUAUUUGUGUUUCAUUUAAUCAUGAUUACAUUUUGAGUGUGCAUUGCUGUUUUGCUUCUUAUCCCAGUCCCAUCAUAAAUGUAAUUUUGCAAAGUAUAAAUUUGUAUUGACAUAUUUCCUGUGUGUUAAUAAAAAAGUUUCAGACUGGUCAGGUAAUAUCA
Megalobrama amblycephala (Wuchang bream) is the source of this 3297-nucleotide messenger RNA. RefSeq names its product B-cell receptor CD22-like. Bases 1828 to 3054 code for a protein of 408 amino acids. The record is from RefSeq and is a predicted model, not a curated record. The transcript is spliced from 9 exons. Lineage: Eukaryota; Metazoa; Chordata; Actinopteri; Cypriniformes; Xenocyprididae.